Molecule: messenger RNA, 603 nt
Organism: Triticum turgidum subsp. durum (durum wheat)
Lineage: Eukaryota; Viridiplantae; Streptophyta; Magnoliopsida; Poales; Poaceae
Source: the annotation of a GenBank genome assembly
AUGGUGGUCUCGUACACGCAGGAGCACGUGUACCUCCACCCCUGGCACCGGGUCACCGCGGCGGCGUGGCGCAAGUUCACCGACCCGGCGGCGCGCGCCGCGCCGCUCUCCCACAUCCUGGACGUGCAGACGCUGUCCCGGGACGUCGACCCGCGCGCCGGCCGGCUCCACGCCGUGCGUGCCAUCGCGGGCCGGCCCCCGCCGCUCCCGUUCCUCCUCCGCGGCCUCGCGGCCACCGCCGGCGCCGGCGGCGUGGUGCUCUGCGUGGAGCGCACCUCCGUGGACGCGGCCGCGCGCGCCAUGCGGGUGGUCUCCCGCAACGCCACCUUCCGGCGGCUGGUGGACGUGGAGGAGCGGUGCAGCUACGCGCCCCACCCGGAGCGGCCGGACGAGUGGACGGUGUUCACGCAGGAGACGAGCAUCCGGUGCGCGCCGCUGGCGGCCGUGUCGGCCACGGUGGCCGAGAUGGUGGAGCGGCGGUGCGCAGAGAGCUUCGCGCAGAACGCGGCCAAGGGGAAGGAGGUCGUCGAGAGGAUCUGCGACGGCCUCGCGCUCGCCGACCACGUCCCAGGACCCUCCCCGGCCGAGGGAGAAGAACAGUAG